Spodoptera exigua (beet armyworm) is the source of this 729-nucleotide messenger RNA. Lineage: Eukaryota; Metazoa; Arthropoda; Insecta; Lepidoptera; Noctuidae. The record is from the annotation of a GenBank genome assembly.
GAGAGUCGGCUCCACAUGGCAGUCUGCGUGCUUUUCUUCGGCAGUGCCGCUAGAAUCCAAUCCACUUGCUUUAUUGCGAUCGGCUGCAUCGUCGCGGCAGCACGCACGCACGCUCCACCCGCGCGUUAUACAACAUCGUAAAAUCGAGAAAAAAAUAAAAACAAAAUACUGCCGAUAGCAUCGAUAAUGAAUUCGAUUCGCUCCGACCGACCGACAGCGGACAAGUUUUGAAAAAGAACACUGUUUACAAAACGCUUUCCUUGAUUUGCACGCGAGUGAGUUGUAUAUCGGGUUAGUUUGACAGUAUCGAGUGUUGUGUCCGGUAUCGACUAUCGAUGUAUCGAUCAUAGCAGCGGUGAACUUGUGCUACGUUUCUGGAAGGUCAAGGAACACAGGUGACUGCCACACAUGCGACAUGCGAUCGCUAUGAACUUAUCCAACUAUUUCUCUGAUGCACCGAACGCCGGGGUUGCGGGGCAAGCGCAAUACGGUACCGCGGCCCCGGCUCCAGGCCGGCAGGAGAAGCGACCGUCGCGUCGCGCAGCCAACUGGCUAUUGGAGUUUGGAGUGUACGCGCUCAGAGUGCCCUCUGCCGAGAGAGAGGAGCGCAGAACUGCUAUGGAAGUUCCAAUCAUGGCAAUUGGAUCGUCGAAUCAAUCAAGCAAUCUGGGUCGUAAUAAAUUAAUGCACGGAACAUUAAUUGCUAGGCAGAUUAUACUUGACCUUUGA